AGUUGUUUUGAAUGUGGUGCUCUCAAUCCAGAACGGGUCAGCGUCAGAUAUGGAAUAUGGAUCUGUUUAGAUUGCUCAGGGAAACACCGGGGACUCGGAGUUCAUUUGAGUUUUGUUCGUUCAAUCACUAUGGACAAAUGGAAGGAUAUUGAAUUGGCUAAGAUGAAAGCUGGUGGUAAUAAAAAAGCAAAGGAGUUUCUAUCCAGUCAACCUGAUUGGAACCCUUUUAUGCCACUGAGUGAAAGAUAUAACUCAAAAGCUGCUGCUCUGUAUCGUGAUAAGAUCGCCACAGAAGCUGCUGGUAAAACUUGUUCCAUUGAAUCUUCAUCAGCAAAAGACUAUGUUUCGCGAGUCAUUCCUAGUUUCUCGUCGAGUUCGGCUUCCAAUGCAUCUAAAAAUAGCGAAAAACAGUCAUCUUGGGAUGAAGACGAAUGGGCUGCAAGUAGCUACCAAAGUUAUAAUCAUGAGAAUGUAUCUCGUCAGAAGGAACAAUUUUUUGCAAAAAAGCAACAAGAAAAUGCUUCUUGA
Messenger RNA from Tetranychus urticae (two-spotted spider mite), 528 nucleotides. The record is from RefSeq and is a predicted model, not a curated record. NCBI's taxonomy places the organism in Eukaryota, Metazoa, Arthropoda, Arachnida, Trombidiformes, Tetranychidae.